GCAGAUAAUCCGUCGUCAGUUAACGGUUUAAGCUUUUCCCGAGUUCAUCUCACAAGAAACAAACGUAACGAUUCCGAAAAUGCAAUCAUUUGGUACGAUUUGUGUAAUCGCCGCCCUGUGCGUGGCUGCUGUCAUUUCCUCUGGUUAUGCCUAUCCCCAGGAACUGGCCGACGAAGUGCAAUCGCAAGUUAAUACUUUGUUCGAUGAGCUGCCAGAGGAGUCCUACCAGGCUGCUGUGGAUAACUAUCGGCUCAAGCGGGCCACUUGCGAUCUGUUGAGCGGAUUUGGUGUCGGAGAUAGCGCCUGCGCUGCUCACUGCAUUGCUCGGAGGAAUCGUGGUGGUUACUGCAACUCCAAGAAAGUUUGUGUGUGUAGAAACUGAGCUAGCUGGCAGUUUGAGUGUGGAAGGUGAUGCUUCCUUCAUGUAAAUAUCGUGUAAUAGUAGAGUAAAACAGCGGUCUUUUGUUGGUGGUCAGAGAAUGAAAUGUAGGAAAUUGUUAAGAUAAAAUGAAUAAAAAAAUAAUUUUUAUCAAGAA
Messenger RNA from Toxorhynchites rutilus septentrionalis, 536 nucleotides. Its product is annotated as defensin-C-like. Gene Ontology annotation, biological process: defense response to bacterium; humoral immune response. Bases 80 to 382 code for a protein of 100 amino acids. The record is from RefSeq and is a predicted model, not a curated record. The transcript has 2 exons. NCBI's taxonomy places the organism in Eukaryota, Metazoa, Arthropoda, Insecta, Diptera, Culicidae.